Molecule: messenger RNA, 2314 nt
Organism: Dreissena polymorpha
Lineage: Eukaryota; Metazoa; Mollusca; Bivalvia; Myida; Dreissenidae
Product: cap-specific mRNA (nucleoside-2'-O-)-methyltransferase 1-like
Exons: 22
Coding region: 227-2314 (695 amino acids)
Biological process (GO): 7-methylguanosine mRNA capping
Cellular component (GO): nucleus; cytoplasm
Molecular function (GO): methyltransferase cap1 activity; nucleic acid binding
Source: RefSeq, a predicted model, not a curated record
GAGUUAUCUUCUCAAAAUGGAAUCCUCGAGAUGUCUUCAAAACCACUAUUCCUUGAAUGUCUCCUGCUCAUAAUAUUUUUCAGUUGCUCAUCUGAAACCUAAAAUAACAAAACAAACCCAAGGUUGUAGUUUUGUACCGCUGUAUACAGCUGAAAGGCAGACUGGGAUUCUUUUAGAACCCACAUGCAAGGAGUGAGUGACAGGGUUCUUGAAAAAGGUAUGAAGGAUGGCAAACAGCUCCGCACACACUUUCCAUCAGCCAAAUGAGCUCUAUGCGGCUUCUCGAAAGAACGAGUCCAGGCUCUCUGACGAUUCCGAUGAUGAGGACAUGGGUCGCCCAGCGUUUUCUACUGCCGCAAGGGUGGACAAACGUAAGUUGGCAGACAUGGAUGAUGAGAAAUAUCCUUCUAAAAUGCAGAAGAUCCAUUUAUCUGCUGCAUAUACUGGCCGGACAAACGUCACUGGGGCUGUGAAAAUGAUGAAACAACAUGAACCACAAGAUCAAACAGAUGGGGCCAAGGAAUCCGGUGAUGGUGCUUCUGGUGCGAUAGGUGGAGCCUACAGCACUGCUGCAGAAAAAAUGAUGUCCAAGAUGGGCUACAAGGCGGGUACCGGUUUGGGAAAGCACGCCCAAGGUCGUGUUGACCCCGUGGAGGCAUCCAUGCAGAGGGGCAGACGCGGUCUGGGGCUCAACAUCAAGGGACUGGAGCCAAACAUGUUUCUGGAGUGGUCCAUGGAGAGUGAUCCGGUGACAAUCGAUGAGACUGUGGACUGGUUGCCAUCUUGUAAAGACCCUGUGCCCAGUCUGGAUCAGCUCAGGUCCUGGAUGAAGAUUGGCCCUAAAAAGCACACAUUGGAUGAUGAAGACAGUUUUUGUUCUGAAGGAACAUUGCAGAAUGUUCUAGCCAGUAAGAGUAUAUUUGACAGUCUGGAGCCAGAAGAGAUGAGAAAGGCUCGCACACGGUCAAAUCCCUACGAAACUAUCAGGGGGGCCUUCUUCCUAAACAGGGCAGCCAUGAAGAUGGCCAACAUGGAUGCUGUGCUCAAUUUCAUGUUCACCAAGCCCAAGCACCCUGAUGGGAAGCCGAUGUUGGGUCACAAUGACCUACUCUACUUUGCUGACGUGUGCGCCGGCCCAGGAGGGUUUAGUGAGUACGUGCUGUGGAGGAGCAAGGCAGAGGCAAAGGGCUUUGGGAUGACCCUUAAAGGAGAAUGUGACUUCAAAUUGGAGGACUUCUUUGCAGGACCACCGGAAAUGUUUGAACCCCAUUAUGGAGUUGGCGGGGCCAAUGGCAAUGGGGACAUCUUCAAUGCUGACAAUCAGAAAGCCUUCAUUGACUUUGUCCUGGAAAACACUUCAGGGCUGGGUGUUCACUUUGUGAUGGCUGAUGGGGGUUUCUCAGUUGAAGGGCAGGAGAACAUCCAGGAGAUUCUGUCCAAGCAGCUCUACCUGUGUCAGUUUCUUGUGGCCAUUUCCAUAAUAAGGACAGGCGGCCAUUUUGUGUGCAAGCUUUUUGACUUGUUCACACCAUUCAGCAUUGGACUGGUUUAUCUCAUGUACAGAAUAUUUGACCAGGUGUCAAUAUUCAAGCCAGUCACCAGCAGGCCGGCUAAUUCAGAAAGAUACAUAAUCUGUAAAGGGCUGCGUGGGGACCGUGAGCCAGUGAGACAGUACUUCCAUGAGGUGAACCUUGCUCUCAACAAGUACCUGGUCUCUACGUCAAUGGAGGAUGUGAAUGAGAUAGUGCCCAUGGAGUACCUGCAGAACAAUGGGCCUUUCUACGAGUACAUGUGUAACUCCAAUGACAGUCUAGGAGAAAUCCAGAUACUAAACUUGAAGAAAAUCCAGGCCUUCACUCGAAACACAAAUCUUGUGGACACCAGACAGGCUGAUAUCCGUAAACAGCUGUUAGAGAAAUGGAAGGUGGACGAUGAGUUAAGAGUAGCCCCACCAAAGGUUCUCCCAGAUCAUAAAUGUCAGGACCUUCUCAAUGGUGAUGACCAGUUCCUAGAUCAUGUGACCAAUCAGCUGACCCUAGAGAAUCUGCGGUCCAUCACAAGUGUGUUUGACUAUCGAUGUAUGGUGACGGGGGACCACCCUGAGAAACAAGUCUUCUUACUGGGCCUUGGGAGGUCCAAGGUUUUUCAGCGUGAGUGCAAGGCAGGUUCCCGUUGGCAGAAGCUGGAUAACAAUAAACUGUUUGUGGAGUUGCCGAGAGAUACAUUGCUACAUGCUGAGAUUGUCACUGAACUAAGGGGGGGGAGAGACAGCAAGCAGAAGAGACAGUAUGGGAUACAAGGGAUCCGGUUGUGA